AUGCUAGCGUCCUUCGCCUCCGGCACCUCGGACUUCUUCCAAAAGCGCCGUCGUGGUCUGACUUGGGUCGUCGGUACGAUCGGUGGGGCUUACCUCGUCGGGCAGUGGGGGAUGAAGAAGAUGGGCGAGUUCGCGGAACGGCAGAGGAAGGAAGGCAUCGAGAAGGACAAGUUGAGUUAUAUGUUUUUGCAUCAACAAGGGGCACGCGUAUCUUGCGUAUCUUGGUAGAGGGGACGACCUGGAGAGCUGACGCUGUUCGAGUCUACCAACCGAUCGAGCAGUCUUUCCAAACGAUUCAACCUCAACCUCCAAGAUUCACAAUUCACAGUACUAGCUUUAUUACCAACCGUCGCACGACAAGUUCUGGACGAAUACGACGUCGACGCGUGCUGGAAGGGAUUGAGAACGAUCGCCGACCGGGCCAAGCAAGACUCGGAACGAAAGCAGCGGGAGGAACAGGAACGGAACGAGACUGAGAAGAGGAAGGUGGAAGGUACUUGGGCUGAAGUCGUCAAAGGGGAUGAAGGCAAAGAAGAGAGUUCGACGGUGGGGGAGUCGGAGGAGCAGCACAAAGCGAAUGGGACUUGGGCUGAAGUGGUCAAGGAAGCGAACAACGGAGAAGCAGCGGCUGCAGAUGGAAUUCAGGCCAAGAGUGGACUCGUAGACGUCGAAGACAAGGCACCGGAGACUUGGGCCGAAGCUGUCAAGGGACAUGCAGCAGGGCAGGCGACUGCGGGUGGAAGUGGCACCGCCGCCGAGGCCUACACCGUCGGACAAACCCAACAGAACGCUUCAACCUCUGGGGAACUGGCUCAAGAGCCUCAACCGGCCUCGGCUUCAUCAGAGACUGUCGCACCCACCGCCGAGACAACGCACACAGACAACGGCAUGGGCGAGUCUACCGCAGGAUUGAGCAAAAGUUGGGCACAGGUUGUGGUCAAUGGGGAGGGGCAGCCCGUUGAGAAGGAUCAAGAGGUUCGUCACAUGGUACUACUGUAUCGUUGAUUGUGUGAACUCACGAUGCCUUCGAGAGGACUUGCACAGAAUCCGACAACAUUCUCCGAAAUCGUGGGUGUAGCAGAGGCGGAACCCAAACUUCCGCUGCGGACACGAGCUGAGCUUUGGAACGACAUCAAACUUCUGUGUGCGCUCUCACCCAUUCGUGAUCGUAUAUGUGCGAUGUGCUGAUCUCGUCGUACGGAUCACAGCCUUCACUCGCACCAUCACCUCAAUCUACGUUCUCACUUUGAUGACACUGCAAACGCACGUACAGCUCUCACUGCUGGGUCGAUCAGCUUACGUCGCCUCUGUCGUGUCGACACUCAGUGUACCUUCUGCCCUCGACAAAGCCGAAGAUGACAUCGUCGUUGAAUUCAACACCGAUCGGGAUCUGGAGAUGGCCCUCUACGGCGAGAAGGCACAGACGUCGGAUCAAGUCGUCGGCGUCAGCAAAGAUACGGAGCGCAAGUACCUAACCUUUAGUUGGUGGUUGCUGCACGAAGGGUGGAGAUUGGUUGGUGAUCGAGUGCAACGGGCUGUGAAUAAGGUCGUGGGGCCUAUGGGUCUCAAGUCGCCGAUUGUGUAUGGCGAACUGUCGACGCUGUUGGACCAGAUUCGGAACCAGAUCGAGACCGAUGAGGACGGGACGAUGUUCGAGUAAGUGACUUGACAGGUUUAUCUUGGUAUUUGCCGCACCAAAUGGGACUGAUUCGACUUUGCGCCCCUGAAUAGCUUCUCAGCCGUCUUAUUCCCCAGUUCGCUCGAGGACGAGGUGAAGACCCUCACAGCCGGCGGGAUCCCCACCAUCUCUGCGACGAUCAACCCCGAGUUGCGUCGACUGCUCUCUGAAACCCACGACUGUCUCGACUCGUCCGAUGGUCAGCUCGUGCGACAACGACUGCUCGACGCGAUGUUCACGCGCCUCGUCCUCGGGUUGGAAGCGCCCUUCCAAUCGCCCGUCGCUUCGAUGGGCCAAGGUAGUCGUUUCGAAGACGUCACCGAAAGGAGCACGAUCUUGGCCAAGUUGUUGCCUGUUCUCGCUCAGCACAGUCACAAUGUGCUGAGUGGAAUGUCGAAUGAAUACGUCGAGGUCAGUUGGAGGUGUCUACCUGGCGACUCAGGCUGUUUGACUGACCGACCAUUCUUGUUCUCCGCUCUUCCCUUUAUAGGCUAUGGAAGACGUGCGGGAACUCCGGGAAUUCUCGGCCAUAAUUUACGCCUCGUUCGAUCGGGAGAACGUUCGAGAGACAUGCUGA
Microbotryum saponariae is the source of this 2255-nucleotide messenger RNA. Lineage: Eukaryota; Fungi; Basidiomycota; Microbotryomycetes; Microbotryales; Microbotryaceae. The record is from the annotation of a GenBank genome assembly.